UUGCCACACUCCGAGAACCCCUUCCUUCUCUCUCCCUCUCGCUAUCUCCCUCUUCCUCGUCAUUGCUCGCUCUCUACCCCUGUCUCUCUAUCCCUCUUUCACGGGCUGUCUCUGCGCUCGCAUGCACGUCAGUUUACAUUCCGCUGCCGAAAACGCACGUUCCUUCCUCGACCGUAACCGCUUUUGUGACAGUUCCGUGCGGCUGGUUCCUUGCGCGCCACGCGAAAUGUCCCGUGUGUACCGUUACAGGUCGGCUUUGUGAUUCGAAGUGAUACCGCGGAAUGACACGCUCUGUGAUCGAGUGCAUCGACUGAGGGAAGGAUCGAUCACCGUAGGAGAAACCGCGCGAAUGGAUCGAGGAACGACUUACAGUGAAAUUCGUACGUUCUGGUAAAUGUGACGAGGGAAGGAAUGUCGAUCGCGAGAAUCGUGAUCAUCAUCGAUGUUGCUCGUUGACAACGCGCGGAGAUUCGUAACGGACUUAUCGCUCGUCAAAUUGUGUAGAAGUACUUGGACGAAUAGUAACCGUAGUGCUAUGAGAAGAUUAGUCGAAGACCAAGUAUGAUCAUAUCGAAAGAACAAUUUUAACGAAGCUUCAUAAUCGUCAGACUUCGUGACAAGAAUAACUAGAUCUCGUGACCGACAGAAAGACGAACCGAUCAGUGGGAAGGAGUAGGGGAGGAUCAGUCCAGGGGAGCGUAAUAUGUUCCCUUCGUCAGCGGCGAUGCUGAAGAAUCUGCAACAAAGUACAAUGACCUCGCCCUUUUUGAUGGAGAACUUGCUCCAGAGCAAGACGUCGCCCGGUGCCGAUCUUACCAGUCUGACCUUGAAUUGGGCGGCCAGCCUGGUGGCGAGACAACGCGAGCGCGAGUGCGAAGCCAACCUGAGGAUCUCCAGGGAGAAGAUCUCGCCCUCGAGCACGAGUCAAGACCAGCUGGACCAGCGGUUGUCGGCCGGGUCGCGUGACUCUUCCGAUCGUCCAGUGAACACCGUGAUCGACUGCAGGGACCAGAGAGGACCGGUCGGCCGGAUCGACCGUCAGAACGAUCGGAUCAUGCACAUCGUGCGCGAGAAGGACGGGAUGGAGAGGAGUCAGACCAUGUACGUGGACGUCGACAGCGAAAGGAUCGACGGGCACAUGAUCAUGGAUCGUCUCUGCGCGAUGGAGAGGCUCUGUAACGAGAGGAUCGAGAACCAAUCGAGCUCGGCGGUGGACUCGUGCAACUCGAACGUCGACGAAGACCCGAACGGGAUCGAGAUGGACGCCGGGCUUCAAGGCGAGAGGGAAAAGGAAGACGGGAUCCUCGGGGGCGAACGCGUCACGGCGUUACAUCCGGACAGGCGGUACGACCUUGGAUGCAGAAACGUCAUGCACACGUCCGAUGAGAUGACGAUUCAAGGGGAGAGAGAGGCGGUGGUCGAGCGUGUCGUCGACAGAACGGGAGAGAGAACGACUGCCUGUUCCUGCGGGGACGAGCAGUGCUUAGGACCCGCAUGCAGGACUAUCCAGGAGAAGGAGAAGCCACAGCUCAAGUUCAGCGUCAACGCUAUACUUGGUGGCAAUCAUGACAGGCGACCGCAUUCGGAAAGUUUUCAAGGUCUACCGCCGGAAGCGAUACCAGCGUUCUUGCAAAAUCUGCAAAAUUCUGCCAAUUACAACAUAGCGAAACCGAUCGCCAGACCAGCCGCGUAUCAUCCUUAUCACAGACCGAGUCAUCAGCCGCCGCAGCGUCAUUUGCCACCGAACGCACAUCACACGAUACAACAAUUAUUCUACAGAGGACCGUAUUUGACAGUCGCCAGCUCCGGGACUGGAGGACAUCAUCCUGGUACUCCAGGUGGUGGGACGGCAUUUCCAGGUGCGAUCCAAGGCAGUUUAGGCGAUUUUACGAGCACGGGUCUCGUGUUUCCAUGGGCGACGAACACCCGCGGAAAACCUCGACGAGGAAUGAUGAGAAGAGCAGUCUUCUCGGACCUCCAGAGACGUGGCCUCGAGAAGAGGUUUCAGACGCAGAAGUACAUCAGCAAACCGGACCGCAAGAAAUUGGCUGAGAAACUUGGUCUCAAGGAUUCCCAGGUGAAGAUCUGGUUCCAAAAUCGUCGAAUGAAAUGGAGGAACAGUAAGGAGAGAGAGCUGCUGGCCACCGGUGGAUCUCGGGAGCAAACGUUGCCGAAUAAGAACAAUCCGAAUCCUGACUUGAGCGACGCGGAUGGAGACAGGCCGAGAAUAGACCUGAGCGAUGUGAGUCCAUUAACGAGCCCUCAACGGCCGGAGGAGCAGACGGAAAACGAAGAGGACGAGGAGAUCAACGUCACGUGAUGAAAUUUUAACGGAGACGCCGAUGGGAAUACAUCCGUUUGAUCGAACAUGACCGUCACUCACGAUUCAGGAUUCACAAAGGAACGACGAAAGAAUGAAAGUAUCGCUCAGUGGUGAACAACGAAGUUUUAUUAUUCUUCGGACCCUAAAUAUAUUAUACAUAUUUGAGAUUCGUAAAUAAUUAGCGAAAUCAUUGAACAAUCACGGAGCUCGUACAGCUUGGAACGAUGAUUCCUGGCUAGCUCCGACCUGUGUUAUUUUCUUUUAGGGGGAAAAUAAUAAAAAACAGUAAUAAAUCUGUUUUUUUUUUCAAUACUCAAUUUGGCAUUGAUGCUGCUAGAUUUUGACAUCAUUUUGACGUUUUAAAAUAAAAACAAUUUUAAUGGAGAAAUUGCAUACGACCUUAUUUGUAGCUGACAACUACAGCUACAUAAAUGGCAAAAAAUAAUUCGAACUUCGACCAAGCUGUAAUUAAAGUUUUAAAUGAAAUCAAAAUGUUUGGGUAAUAUCCUAUUUUUCAAAGGUAACUACACUUAAGGGGUAAUUAAAAACGUUUGAUACAUCGAUACGUAGAAUGAGUAUACAACUGAGAAUCGAAAAGGGUGGCUUCGAAAAUUCUUCUGAAUCUCGAUAGCAUUGAAUCGUAGCGUCGAGAUGCGAGGAGACGAUUUUCCUGUGUGUAUCCUGAGGUCCGUUCUCUGACCUGAUCCAGUUUUCGGUUGAUCUCCGAUCAUUCAACCGUGACACUUUGUAUUUAACGAUUGCGACGACGUUUCCUUUUUUUAAGGGUGGAACUCAUCUUUGUGUAGACCGUAGAUGUAAUUUCACUCUUCACAUCGGAAGAUGUAAGAUAAAUAUAUAAAAAUGCAAAGCACGAUGAGAAUCACGAAAGAAUUAUGACAACUGAUUUGAACCAAAUCACUUAAACUUAUAAAGAAGAUUUAAAAUGGUAAAGCGUAACUUUAAGAAUUCCAUAAAUUAUUUAAUUAUACUACAAUUACGUUGAAUUAUGAAAGUUCUUCAAUCUGAUUUAAUUAAAAACUGAGUCAUUCGUUUCGCAUUAUUUAUUAGGAGUUAUUCUGGCUGUGGUUGCACCUCGAUUUUAUUCGUGCCUCGUAUUUAUUAAGCUAAAGUAAUCUUUAGGCAGCUGCACAGAGGGUAAUGUGCACGAACGAGGAAAUUGCGAUAGAAGAAAAAAAAGUCGAUGAACUUUCGCGAUUAUCUUUGUACAUACGUUUUAUUCGUGAAGAAAUAAUAUCAUUGCGUAAAUUGAAUUCAAAUAUAUGUACGUAUGCUUGUUGCACAAUGAAAAAUGAUUGUGAUCUAUCUUAUUCGUUUCUGUGCAUUAUAUCGAAGUCAUGAAAAAUAUAUAUAUGCGAAACCUCAUCACGAAUUUCAACAAAUUUGUUUCCUAAUUUUUUAUCAAUCACCAGAAGCUUUGGCGCAAUUUCCAGCUAAACCGAUGUAUCAUAUUGUAAUUAGAAAUGGAUGUAAGUUUGCGAAAUUUUCUGUAAGGUAUCGUGUAAGGUUGUAUUAGACGUAACGUUACGAUUCCUAAAGAUAUGUACCUAAGGUUUAAGGAUCAUGCCUUCGGGUAUUGAAAAACCAAAUGUAAUUAUUUAUUGUGAUACAUUAUGAUCUGUGUAAUAUAUUGCAAUAAAACUCUGUCGAUGACAA
Molecule: messenger RNA, 3997 nt
Organism: Ceratina calcarata
Lineage: Eukaryota; Metazoa; Arthropoda; Insecta; Hymenoptera; Apidae
Gene: Dbx
Product: homeobox protein Dbx
Exons: 4
Coding region: 704-2320 (538 amino acids)
Biological process (GO): regulation of transcription by RNA polymerase II
Molecular function (GO): DNA-binding transcription factor activity, RNA polymerase II-specific; DNA binding
Source: RefSeq, a predicted model, not a curated record